GUGAAGACUACAUUUUUUCGAACAAUUGGUGCAAUUUUUAAAUCUGAAAAGUUGCCCAAGCUACGAAAGGUUUUAUCACCGUAAAGUAACAAGAUAAGAAAAAUUUGUAUGGCCGAAACUCGUGUCUAUGGUUAUGAGCCUAAUAGUGGGCUUAAUAACGCAAUGCCUGAGCCUACAAGUUUACUUCGUUUACGCGUAAUUGCUGGACAUAACCUUUGUAAGAAAGACAUAUUUGGUGCAAGUGAUCCUUAUGUAAGAAUUGACUUGGUGGCAACUAAUGGAGAGCAAGUGAUUGAUUCAGUGUUAACAAAAACGAAGAAGAGGACAUUAAAUCCAAAAUGGGAUGAAGAAUUUAUCUUUCGUGUUAAACCUUCAGAGCAUAAGCUAGUGAUGGAAGUGUUUGAUGAAAAUCGCUUGACACGAGAUGACUUCCUUGGAAUGGUGGAACUUCCAUUAGUAGGACUUCCUAAGGAACUUCCUGAUACAAGCAUACCCAGAAAAUAUUACAUUCUUCGACCACGAAGUGCUCGCUCCAAGGUCAAAGGACAUCUCCAACUAUACCAUGCAUACAUCCCUGAUCCAAAUGAAGUCUCGGAAAGUACGGUAGCCACCGCUUUGCCCGCUGCCACAGAACCGCAAAGUCAGGAUCCCGAACCCGGUUGGGAAAUGGUAGACUCGACAGAUGGGGUAGCCAACGCCACGACGCAGUGCCCUCUACCUUCUGGUUGGGAAGAACGUCAAGAUGCUAACGGGCGAACCUAUUACGUGAAUCACAUUGCUCGCACCACUCAAUGGGAGAGACCGUCUAUCCAGCCGGCCGUGAUUCAGGAGCAGCAAUUGGCACGCGAACGUAACCUCGAAACAGCUGGGUCAGAUAUGCAACGUCGCUAUCACAUAUCGGACGAUGCCCAUCCACUUCAAGCUGGAUUAGAUGCAGCCGCCGGUAUUGCUGAUCAGGAGGAUGAGUAUGAAGAUGAUGAACUUGAUGAUUAUUUUGAUGACGAUGAUGAGCUAGAUGAUGAUGAUGAAUACGAUGAGUAUUGGGAUGAAACUGCAGAGGGCGAUGAACAGUUAAGAGAGGUACAAAUUAACGGAAGUCCAAGACCUAGUCCGGCGUCACCUCGUCACUCCGUAACGACCAUUGAGGGAGAACAGGUUGCUAAUGGUACGUCCUCCACUCCAACUAGACCUGCAGUUGUGCCUAAUAGUGAUGGCUUACCCCCAGGCUGGACUGUCCAGGUUGCUCCGAAUGGACGACUAUUUUUUAUCGAUCAUAACAAACGAGCCACCACUUGGGUGGACCCAAGAUCGGGUAGACCGUCGACACUACCUCGUCAGAAUCAGAGUCCUGGAAACAAAAGUUUCCAAGAAGAAGCGCUAGGGCCACUUCCAGAAGGCUGGGAGGAACGAAUCCAUUCCGAUGGAAGAAUCUUCUACAUCGAUCACAAUACCCGAAUUACCCAGUGGGAAGACCCACGUAUGUCGAAUCCUAACAUUGCUGGCCCGGCUGUUCCAUACUCACGCGACUAUAAGCGGAAAUACGAUUUCUUCAAGUCGCAACUUAAGAAACCAGCAAACAUUCCCAACAAAUUUGAAAUUAAAGUUCAUCGAGCUUCAAUUCUGGAAGACUCGUACCGAAUUAUCAAUACCGUCGCACGGCCAGAGCUGCUCAAGACAAAACUUUGGGUGGAAUUUGACGGUGAAGUCGGACUCGAUUAUGGUGGUGUUGCUCGCGAAUGGUUUUUCCUUCUCUCUAAAGAAAUGUUCAACCCAUACUACGGCCUCUUUGAAUAUUCUGCAAUGGACAACUACACGUUGCAAAUCAACCCAAUGUCGGGACUGUGUACCGAAGAUCAUCUUUCCUACUUCAAGUUUAUUGGCCGUGUAGCUGGUAUGGCGGUUUACCACGGCAAACUGCUUGAUGGAUUCUUCAUUCGCCCCUUUUACAAAAUGAUGUUGGAAAAGCCCAUCGAAUUAAAAGAUAUGGAGUCGGUUGAUACCGAAUAUUUCAACUCACUUGUUUGGAUCAAAGAGAACGAUCCGAGUGAGUUGGAUCUUAAUUUUGCUGUCGACGAGGAAAGCUUUGGCAAAACCAUUCAGCGAGAGCUAAAACCCAACGGAACGAAUAUUCCUGUCACCAAUGACAACAAACAUGAAUACAUCAACUUGGUGAUCCAGUGGAGGUUUGUGUCUCGCGUUGAGGCUCAGAUGCGUGCCUUCCUCGAUGGUUUCAAGGAUUUAAUCCCACUCUCCAUGCUUAAGAUCUUCGAUGAAAAUGAACUCGAAUUAUUGAUGUGCGGGAUUGGCACCAUCGACGUCAAAGACUGGAGAGAACACACAAAUUACAAAGGCGAUUACAAUGCCAACCACAUGGUGGUGCAGUGGUUCUGGAGAGUGGUUUUAUCGUUCAAUCCCGAAAUGCGUUCUCGUGUCCUACAAUUCGUUACGGGGACAUCUCGUGUCCCGAUGAAUGGAUUUAAAGAACUGUAUGGAAGCAAUGGCCCACAACCAUUUACAAUCGAAAAGUGGGGUACGCCAAACAAUUUUCCUCGUGCUCAUACAUGUUUCAAUCGUUUGGACUUGCCACCCUAUGAGAGUUACCAACAGUUAAGAGAGAAAUUGAUCAAAGCCAUUGAAGGAUCCGAAGGAUUCGCUGGCGUAGAUUAAACUGCCGCUCAUCUAUUGGAAAGGGAUUCUUGAUUGCACGUGUUUUUGAUUUUUUUCCUGUAGAGUUUCUCUGGUUCCAAUUAAUAUCCUCCUUCCCUCCCACUGUAAGAUGUGUAAGGUCAUUCAUUCCACCGAUGGUUCGUGUCGUUUAGUCGAUUUCUAUCCUUUGCCCCGAAAAACGAUCCUGUUUGUUUCCGAUUCUUAUGGAUGGCUAAUCCCUCCCCCUUCCUUGGGUAGUGUACAGUUGGUAUUUUUUUUUUUCUAUCUCUUUUUGCAUAUCUUUCUCUCUCCUUCUGCCUCUUUCUUUCUCUCUUUUUUUUUUUAUAAAGAAAACGUGAACUCCGACAUGCCUGCACAUGUGUGUCCAUGAGCAGAGCGCACGGAGUUUCAUUCUGGGGUUUCGACUUCUGCCAUUUCGAGCAUCACCUAAGAGUUGAAACGAAGAAGGAAGUAUUUCCCUUCUUUUUUUUCUAUUUUCCAUCCAACCCGUGUUUGGUACUAUUGUUGCAAUAUUAUUAAUCACAGCAUCACUUAAUUUUGGCCCCGUCGCGUCGACGUAAUCCCGACAUUUGCCCGCGUGCGUUGUUUUUUCUUUUCUUUUUUUUUUUCCUUUCCGGUCUAGUUUGUCGCGACUAUUCUACGCAGUGUGAUACAUAUUAUUAUACAGUAUACCCUCUUCUUUAUUAUUACAAUUUUUUUAAAUCUUCUUCCUUCCCGGUAAACGAAAAAAAAUGAUUAAAUGAUUCAUAUUCGCAUCAUAUUUAACAUUUUGGUUCUCUUCGUUUGGGGGGGGGGGGUUUCUCCAUUACUUUUGUUACAGCAAUAACAAGCCCUUCCCGACUUUUAUGCGUUCAUAAGAAGAUUUAAAAAUAUCUUCCCAAAUUCAAUACAUGAGAGCUAUUUACUCAA
Daphnia magna is the source of this 3576-nucleotide messenger RNA. Its product is annotated as E3 ubiquitin-protein ligase NEDD4. The record is from RefSeq and is a predicted model, not a curated record. Gene Ontology annotation, molecular function: sodium channel inhibitor activity; protein binding; ubiquitin protein ligase activity. Gene Ontology annotation, biological process: ubiquitin-dependent protein catabolic process; regulation of dendrite morphogenesis. NCBI's taxonomy places the organism in Eukaryota, Metazoa, Arthropoda, Branchiopoda, Diplostraca, Daphniidae.